This is a messenger RNA of Syngnathus typhle (broad-nosed pipefish), 4860 nucleotides long. RefSeq lists its product as uncharacterized. The transcript is spliced from 5 exons. The record is from RefSeq and is a predicted model, not a curated record. Bases 67 to 1407 code for a protein of 446 amino acids. NCBI's taxonomy places the organism in Eukaryota, Metazoa, Chordata, Actinopteri, Syngnathiformes, Syngnathidae.
AGUUGUGGAAGUUCACAAUGUGGUGUUUCCUGUAACGGUUGCAUGUAUCUCUUUGUCUUUCACUAGAUGACAAUGUCCCUGAGAUACUUGGAUGGGACCACCGAGGCUUCCACGGUGGCUGUUCCCAAUAAGGAAUCGGCCAACAAGGUGGUGAAGCAACAUGACGGUUCUGGUAGCCAGCCCGUAGUCAGUCCCAAGUACUGUCCUGGUAUAAACAACAAUCCGGGUUACCUGUGUGAGACAGGACACUGCUGCGGAGAGACGGGCUGCUGUACCUAUUAUUACGAACUCUGGUGGUUCUGGCUGCUGUGGACCGUGUUGAUCCUCUUUAGCUGUUUCUGUGCUUACCGCCACCGCCGCGCCAAGCUGAGAAUCCAGCAGCAACAGAGACAGCGGGAAAUCAAUCUUAUUGCCUAUAACGGAACCUACAACUACCCGUCCUCCAUGCUGGAUCUGAGUUUUCUGGCCACCUUCAAGUUACCCUCUUACGAUGAAGUGGCAGCGGACCCCACCACGCCCCCUCCGCCUUACAGCUCCGUGUUCGCCCUGCAGGGCGGCGCCACGCUAGGGUCCAGCUCCUCUUACCCUCAUCACCACCUCCACAGUCACCCCUGCCCCCCUUACCUGGGGCCGGGCCCCAGCGGCUUCACCUCGCCCCAGAGCUCUGACAACUACACCAGCUGCUCCUGCGAGUCCUGCUCCCUCACCUCGCCCUGCAGCACCUCCUUCUCCGUCCAGGUGACGGACGAGACGUACGACAGCAGCCGCGUGUCUACGCCCAGCGAGACGGGUGGCGACGGCGCCUUCUUGCCCGGGGUGGGGGGCGGCCGCUUAUCCUCGUCUUCGCCACCUUUGGCGCAGGUUCCAGCGGAUGUUACAUCGCCGAUCGCUCGGAACGUCGUUCCCAGUCGUUCCUAUCAUGGCAAAGAGGGGAUCCCGUGUCCGGCUGCCCCGCUCUCACUUCCCCUGCGCCCCCUUAAUAGCUACCGCCCCUCGGCCCACCCUCGCCUUCCGCUUUCACCCCUCAUUCUGCUCCCUUCCCUUUCCUCCGGGAAAGUCCGGCCUCUCAUCUACUCCGACCCCUUGCGCGCCACGCUCAACUACAGAACGGAAGACGGCUUACCUCGCUCCACCACCUCACCUUCUCAACGAGCCGUCCCAGCCGCAAUCCGCCCCGACGACGAGGAGGAUGACGAGGACGAUGACGAGGAGGAUCACUUCCGCCACCGACGCCUGACGGGUGAUUCCGGCAUCGAGGUGUGUCGCUGCCAAGUGAAGCGCAGAGACCGAGAAGAGGAAGCGGGCCUCAAGGAGAAGGAGCGGCACGACAGCGUGGAUUGCUCCCUCCGGGCUAAGGAGGGGGUCCUCUCUCCCCUGCUGGACGUCGUGGAGUCCUCGGCUGUCUGACGAGCAAAGAAGGAAGUGUUGUUAUGUUAGCGUCGUCCUCGUAGAGCAAGACUAGUAGGUGAAAAGUCACUGAAGUUAAAGUCUUGGAGGUGAGUGGGAGGACGGGAUGAGUUUGAUCUCCUCUUCACCUCGGAGAGCAGGUGUUAGUUGAGCCGUGACGAUUGUACAAAAGUACAAAAAGCACAAAGGAGAGGUUAUUUGGAUAGACGUCGAUGGGUUUACAUGAAUUUACUUAAUUUCCCUUUUCGAGUCACCCCCCCACUCCAUAGUCAAAGUGGUAAAGUCCGUCUUUUACUGCACAAUAAACCUGUGCUAGGCCACAUGACAUCACCAAGGUGAGAGGUCUCGUUUUAAUACUAGUGAUAGUUAGGAUUAUGCAAACAACAACAAAAACAUUGUAGUGACAAACUAAAAUUCACCAUGUGUGGGUGGGAAUACGCAAAAGUGCAUUUACGGUCAUUUUUUUUUCUUUUGCUCUCAAUUUUGAGUAAACGUAACCUUUAAAGGUAAUGAAAUCCCUUCCACCCUUUUUAUACCAGCAAAUGAAGUGAUCAAGUUUGAUCAAACAAUCAAGUUUGGUGGAGGUCGCACACUGUUUGCGGCAAUGUGAUGGCCGCCACUCUUGCCGUACAAAUCACUUUGAUGAUGAUGAUGCGAUUGAUCCAUUUGCUAUAUAUAUCAAAUAUAAUCAUGAAUUGAUACUCUCCCCAAUGUAAAGUAAAUUCAACGAGUUGUUUUUGUUUUUUUUUCUGUACAUGAAGAUGUCCUCUCACCAGCUUCAUAUUAUAUUCCUGGUGUGCAAAUGUUGAUAUAGCAACACUUUUUUAUAAUUGGAUACCAUAAUAUACAGCUCUCUUGUGUCUUUCAAGGCUGCUAAUGUUUAAAGGCAACAUGUUAACCCAACUCACUCAUACACUGAUGAUGAAUGUAUAAAAAGGACUGCUCGAAUGCUUCUGGACAUUUUUACAGUGGGGGGUGGACCCCCCCACAGUGAAUUGUAUGCAGCCAGUCAAUACGAGCUCUGAUGUGUUUUGUUUUUCGCUGUCUACAAAUAUUUCCAGUUAGUUUUAAGGCUUAGUCACACUGUACUUCAAAGUCAUUAGUUGGACUGUACAGUGGUCGCCCAUGUAGAGUGCCCGCCUCAGUGGGUGGGUGAUGAGGAGCCCUUGACUGAAGUACCACCCGAGAUUGAAGCAGGUUACUCUGUCCUGGUGACGUCUCCAUUAUAUGGAGAUAACACACACGCGUACAUAGACUGUAUUUAAGCAUCAAACUAAUGCGCGUGUGCUACUGUCGUUACCAUAGGGGACACGGUUAAUCGAUAAGAGACUAUUUUUGAUUUUAAAGCGGCCCUUUUGGUCAUUUUAUGUGUGAAAGUGAUGCUUACUAUUAGCCUAAACACUAAGGCAAACGUGACUGUUAGAGUUGCGAUUGCUUGAUUUUUAAAGGCCAUUAUGACACACUGUAUGUCUCACAGGGAAAGAGUGCUUACAUUUAGAUUUUUCCUUUAUACCCCAUCACUAUGAAUUUGACAAUAAUUAGUACCAAGAUAUAAUUAAGCAUUAUGGCAUAUUAUGACAUCAUAAGAAAGUUGUUUCAUGCCACUUCCACUUGUAAUUCAACAUUAAAUUGCACAUUUAUUUGAACCAACCAAACUGCGAUGCUAGCAGAGUUCCUGCCAGAUUAAUGCUAAAAUAACAUCUCUGAUAUUGACAUUUUAAAUUCUGUUCAUGAAAGUGAUAAAUUAGUGAAAAUGCUGAGUGGUUAAAAGCCUGUUAGCCAAAAAAGAUCAUGUUCAGCCUUUGUCGCAGGCAUAUAUCCUUGAAAAAAAAAGAAAGAACAUUUAUUACAAAUGUUUUUAUGACAAUAUUACACAAUACUGACUCCCAGUGGACAAGACAGGAAAUGGAUGUAUUCAAAAAGUGGGUCAGUAAGGUCAUCAAAUGGUAAAUCUCUAAGAGUUAACACCAAAACUAUUACGGUGUUGUAUAAAUGCAAAGUUAUAUAAAAAAUGUUAACCUACUUGUAACCAAGAUGUAUCGUACAUUUCUGUACUCAUUUAAAUCAUGUUAUUGAUUAGCACUAGCUGAUGUGUGAUUUAAAACAGCCUGUGGUGCCUAGAAGCUCUUUAGGCAUAAUAUAUUUUCUCGCUGCUACAUGAGCGUGUGUGCGUGCGUGCGUGUUUUUGUACGUUGUGUGUCGUACACAAAGUCAGUUUUAGCUGUGCUUUUAAGCGGUCACUUUCUAAAUAGAUGCCGCACACGCGAGAAUCGCAAAAGUAGUAUUUAGCAAUAGUGUUCACACUGUUUUUCCUGACUCUGGUGGAGGCUGGUUGAUGGGAAACAAACUGUUGUGAAAAAAAAAAAAGACUUUUACCUCUUUCGUACUGAGCCGUGAGCUGUGCUGGGCCGAGGCCCUCGAUUGUACAUACGCAGUAUAUGUAUAUACUGUAAGCAUUUGAAUUGCCUUUGUCUUAAAGGCUUCUCCCAAGUGCAAACAAGAAAGGUGGCUUUAUUUAGGCUCUGUUUGUGGCCUCCAUGUGUUACUAACAUUUGUGUCAGUUGUACGAGGAAAAACCUUAAAAUAAAAAAAAUAAUAAUAAUGGUAACACAUGAGGACCACCGAGUGUUGAUUUCACAUCAAAGCCGAGUUGUUGAGCGUUGAUUCACUGUAUAUAAAGAACACAGUUUGAUUUUUGCCUUCUGUGCAACUGUUUAAGAUCAAACAUGGCCAAAUUUUGCCCUCAAUUUAGGUCACGGGCCACUUUAAGACUGUUAAAGACUCCUAAGGACUGUUUGUUGUCUCAAGAGAGCAUUUCCUCUAUAUUUUUUACUCGAGUGAAGCAGGGGAUUGAUAAGGCAACUUGCCAGGAAUACAAAAACACAUGAUCAACCAAGACUGUUGAUUCUUUGUAAAACAACAUUUAUUCAUGUGUUUAGAAGCAAGCAGGAUUUAUAUAAUAAGUACAUGUGACUAUGUGAACUAGUUCCGAUGAAUAUUACUACAAGUUGUGGUGUUCUUUUUAAGCUAUCUACUAUCCGUGCUGCUCUCUUGUGUUGUACCUUAGCAUGUGUGAGAGACUUAAACUGUUGUUGUGCAACUGAAAAAACCAAAACACACGCUUUUCAUGAGGCCAAAGUUGAUUGUCAUUUUACUAUCAUGAUAUUUGUCAAUAUGAACAUCCGGGCGUGUUUAUUAUGUCUGGCAAUGAUUCAAAAUCUUGGUGUGUAUAGCAUAGACACCUGUGGUGCAUACUCAGAUGUGAAAUGAGAUUCUCUUAACAUUUUCAUAUAUUUGUAUAUUUAUUGGGUGCUGUUAUUCAGAAGGUUGGUCCUAUGAUAUAAUCAUCUCCUGAUGUUAUUUUUUCUUCACUGCUGCUUCUGGAAUUCUAUCAUGUUGGAUACAGACAUCUAUAGUACUUUAAAUCAAGGAUGAUGUGGAUUUGGUGAUGAA